AUGUCGCUCAAUGAUAGUCAACUCCUGAACGAGGAGCCUAUAUCUUCAUUAGAGACAUCAUCUGGUGGGUCCGACAAUGGGCGCAGCAAGCGCACCAGGGGGAUUAGGGAUACCCGUCCAAAAAUCACAACAGCGGGGGCUAUGCGCCCUUAUAUCACUUUUUUUUUGAUUCAGCAGCAGAGAAAGACGCCUAUCCACAUGCGAAAUUUGUGGACAGAAGUUACAAAGGGUAUCCACCAAGCUGCCAAAAGGUUCUGGGGACCAAGCCUGAUAAUUCUUCAUACUAUAAAUAGUAAAAUUCCGAACUCUGUGUUCUAUGCCUGGAGACGAGGAGCAGCAACAGAUAUUGAUCGUGUUAUCGGCGAUAGAAAUACCACCAGAGGAUUCAUGGGACAUAAGACCGAUGGCCACGCAUUUGAGAAAUCGUACAACAACGCCAAUUCUGACUUGGAUGUUCUGGGCAUAGCCCUCCAUGAAGACCAACAGGACACAAAACUCACUAGAGCUGAGUUUGAUGCUCGAAGAGCCAAACCGAAAAGCCCCGGCCAUCUUUACCAAAAAACAGCCAAGAGAGCAGCCGCCACGCUUGUCAACGAAGACGCGCUCGAAGAUGAAUAUGAUGACAGUGAAGCUUUUGUUAAUUUAUGGGAUACUGCAGAUGUGUUGUUCAUUGAUAAUCUUAGCGCGGAGCAGCAAUGGACCCACGGUACCUCCAACAAAGUUCCAGCACGGAGGAAAGAGGCUCCAACCGUCAACAUUGAUGCAACCGCCGAAGAAGAUGAUGAAUGUGGAGAAGAGGAUACCAUGUACGCUGCCCAAGUCAGUGGCUUUCUAGAGAUGUUGCCAGAAGCUCCAGACAUGAGUCCUACACCAGAGGUUAUGGAUGAAACUCCUGCCAGCAAUGGCACGAUUGCUUUUAUAUGCACACUUUACUGCCCGAAACGAGACGACAAUGGAGAUGCAUUUGAGUAUACCUUGUGGAGCACAGUCUCCAAACAUAUCAUUGCGACCGCGAGGUCUGCAGAAUUUGACAAUCAUGCCAAAGCUAUCCGCCAGGCUGGCUGGCUGGAGGAUGACUUUUAUACAUCCGAGCAGCCAGAGGAGAUGAUCGAACGUAACAAGGGGUAUCGAAAAAAGCAGCGGACAAAGGAGAAGGAGGCGGAGGAGGGGCCGUCGAAAAAGAGAUUCCAGAUCGAUUUAGAGAGUGUUGCCAGAGAACAACUGACCACCCGCAAGAUCAUCAAAACCAGCGCAAAUGGUGCGCCAUUGGUUUUUGUAGGGACCAAUCCACCUCCUGCAGAUGUUGGAAAAGAUCAACCAAAGGGUAAAACCUUUGAAGAAUUCAUCGCCGAGCAAAAGGCUACCCAAGGACCAUGCAUGACCGGUGAGCAAUGGCUGGAAAUGCAGAAGAAAAAUCCAUUCUCUAUGGUACCUUUUGGGAUAUCCUCAUGGCACAUGACCAAAAAUAAGUGUACACCAAAGACUUUGAAGCAAUUAGCUGGCAUAAAAACCAUCUAUGUGAAAAUAAGUGACAGUCGAAACACGAUAUUGUCUCAGGACAAUUGA
Molecule: messenger RNA, 1566 nt
Organism: Glarea lozoyensis ATCC 20868
Lineage: Eukaryota; Fungi; Ascomycota; Leotiomycetes; Helotiales; Helotiaceae
Exons: 4
Coding region: 1-1566 (521 amino acids)
Source: RefSeq, a predicted model, not a curated record